Messenger RNA from Helobdella robusta, 1384 nucleotides. RefSeq lists its product as hypothetical. The transcript has 3 exons. Bases 54 to 263 code for a protein of 69 amino acids. Gene Ontology annotation, biological process: mitochondrial electron transport, cytochrome c to oxygen. NCBI's taxonomy places the organism in Eukaryota, Metazoa, Annelida, Clitellata, Rhynchobdellida, Glossiphoniidae. The record is from RefSeq and is a predicted model, not a curated record.
UAUUUGUUCUCAUCUCAGUUGAUUAAAAAGUAAGUUAGUUUAAAGUAAAAAAGAUGUUGUUUUCGAGAUUGGGUCUGCUGAGGACGAGAGGCACCAUGUCCGUCGUUCGUCAGUUUCACAUCGACCAACAAGGCAGACCGGGAGCGAAUUUGCCUUUUGACAUCCACAACAGAAAGAAACUGUUGGCUCUCAUGAUCGUCUUUUUCGGCUCUGGAUUUGGAGCACCUUUCUUCCUUCUGAGACACCAGCUCCUGAAGGAUUAAAAAUUUAAACUAAAGAUUAACUUUCCUAGUUUUUUUAGUUAGUUCAGUUCAAUCUUAAUUCUUAAUGGUUCAUUCAAGUCAAGUUCACCUAUCAGCUCAACACCAAAAGCCAAUACUUUCACUGUUGAGUUGAAACAAGAAACUUAAAAUAAAAAUAUCUAGUUUUCUUUAUUGCAUUAUUUGUUCUAUGUGUUUUUAAUUUAAUUUUUAUAUUAAUUUUAUCUACCUAAAUAAAGUCAAAUUGUCUACUUUACUCUGAUGUCAACUAGUCUAACUCCAAGAUCAGCCUACUGACUGACAAGCCUACUACUGUACUAUGAUAAUGUGUAGCAUUGUUUAACUCUCAAUUUUCAAGAAAACAUUUCAUCCAUUUACUUGUACAGUACGGUGUACACCAGAAUUUUUUUUAAAUGUCAAAUUCAAAUUGAAGAUGUUUUAUCUGCAGUUACAAGCUCUCCUAACCUAAUUUGAUUCUAAUUUAGUUGAAAGCUUAAAUUAUAUUAAGUUUGUUAUGGUUAACCAUUAAUUAAGCAAAUGUUAAUUUUAAUCUUAACUUAGUUUAAAAGUUUUAAACUAACAAUGUUAGUUUAAACAUAAUUUUUUACUAUUGUAAGUAUGAAUGAACUUUUCUAGGUGUAAAGUUUCAAGAGUUUGAUUCUUAUUUUUAAAUUAUUUAAUAAUAGUAGAAACUCAAUAAGUUGAAAUAUUUUAAUUAAUAAAAAUUGUUCCACUAUAUCUGAUUUUUAAUUAUUAUAACGAUUAAUGUAGAAACAAUAAAAAUAGUUACUACUUUUAAAUUUUUACCAAGCCUAGAAUGAACUUGCUAGCUGACUCACUCCAUCUCUGUUUCUAAUUUAUGUUUCCAUGUAACAUUAAGUUACAAUUUUAGCACAUUAUUCAUUAGUAAAAUAAUCUCUUCAAAAUUAUUUAACCAAUUCACACAUUAAUUAUUAGGACACCUCAUUUAAACUAUCAUUAUUAUUAUUUAUGUUGUAUUUGAUCUAUGCCAUUGCAUUACCAUGCUGUAUUUUAUGACAAUUUAUUAUAUUGAUUUUAUUAUAUAUUAUUAAAUUAUGUUUGGUUUAUAUUAUUGUAAUAAAUGUUAUAAUUUUCAGGUGUCG